Messenger RNA from Sorghum bicolor (sorghum), 2625 nucleotides. RefSeq names its product U-box domain-containing protein 39. The transcript has a single exon. Gene Ontology annotation, cellular component: nucleus; cytoplasm. Bases 344 to 2107 code for a protein of 587 amino acids. The record is from RefSeq and is a predicted model, not a curated record. Gene Ontology annotation, molecular function: ubiquitin-protein transferase activity; protein binding. Gene Ontology annotation, biological process: protein ubiquitination. Lineage: Eukaryota; Viridiplantae; Streptophyta; Magnoliopsida; Poales; Poaceae.
AGACCCAGCCAAAAAACCCCAGCGAAACCAGCCCAAACCGCGCAGCGAAACACACUCACACUCCGGAGGGAGAGCGAGCGAGCGGUCCCUUCCAGGCUAAGGCUUCCCUUUCCCUCCCCGACGCGACGCCUUCUCUCUCCCGGCGCAUAAAACCAAGAGCGAGCACACUCCAGUCAAGCCAGAGCCAGCCAUCUCCCACGGAACGGAACAAAGCACACCGCAAGCUCCAAAAGCACCAAACCCAGAAAAACAAACAAAACAAAAGCCAUGCCCGCAGCAGCAGCAAAAGCAUCAUCCAUCGUUCCCCGCCGCCGUCGCCGCUAAGCUAAAGCUCUCGCGGUCCAUGGGUGCGGCGCGUCCGCGGCGCUGGAAGCUGCCGUUCCACCGCACCAUCAGCGCCGCGGCCGGAGGAGGCGGCGGCAGCAGCAGCGCGCCGUGCUCGCCCUCGUCCAGGUCGUCCGCCUCGGCGGCGCCGCCGCCACCGCCGCCAGGCCACGCCUCGCCCGCGCGCUCCGAGGCGUGGGCGGCGGCCGAGGCGGUGCCGGAGGAGUUCCUGUGCCCACUCUCCGGCGCGCUCAUGGCGGACCCCGUCAUACUGCCGUCGGGGAAGACCUUCGAGCGGGCCUGCCUCCAGGCCUGCGCGGACCUCGCGUUCCUGCCCCCCGGCGUCGAGGACGGGGGCGCCGACACCCUCAUCCCUAACGCCGCGCUCAAGGCGGCCAUCGGCACCUGGUGCGCGCGCUCCGGACGGGCGGUGCCGGCGCCGCCGUCCGCCGAGGCGGCAAGGCAGGCCGUGCUGCGCGUUAUGCCUCCGGCGGUAGCGGCGGCGGCCAAGUCCGUGAGGACCACCACCGCGAGGCGCGUGGCGGUGUUGGCCGCGAGCACAUCCAACUCGUCCUACUCGUCCCCGACGGAGUCCACGUCGUCGUACGGGUCGGCCUCGGAGAUCACCGCGGCGGAGGAGGACGACGCCAAGGAAGAGGCGCCCCGGAGGAGGAUUGUCAAGGAGGUGGAGGCGGAUCCGCCUGUCGCGACGCCGGUUGACCCGCUGGAGGACGACGUGGUGGGCAAGGUGAUGGACGCGGACGACGACGGCGUGGUGGCCGCGGCGAUGGGCGCGCUGCGGGAGGCCACGCGGGAGGGCGCGGAGCGGCGGCGCGCGCUGUGCACGCCGCGGCUCCUGGGCGCGCUGCGCCGCGUGCUGCUGCUCCCGCGCCACGCGCCCGCCCGCGUCGACGCGGCGGCCGCGCUGGUGAACCUCUCCCUGGAGCCCGCCAACAAGGUCCGCAUCGUGCGCGCGGGUGCGGUGCCGGCGCUCGUCGAGGUGCUCCGGUCGGGCGCGUCGGCGCCCGAGGCGCGGGAGCACGCGGCGGGGGCGCUCUUCGGGCUGGCGCUCAACGAGGACAACCGCGCCGCCAUCGGCGUGCUGGGCGCGGUGCCCCCGCUCCUGGACCUGCUCACGUCCCCGGCCCAGUACCCGCCACGCGCGCGCCGCGACGCCGGGAUGGCGCUCUACCACCUUACCCUCGCCGCCGUCAACCAGUCCAAGGUCGCGCGCUUCCCCGGCGCGCCCAAGGCGCUGCUCGCCGUGGCGUCCGGUGCCGCGGAGCCGGGCCCCAUACGGAGGCUGGCGCUCAUGGUGGCCUGCAACGUGGCCGCCUGCGCCGAGGGCCGCAACGCGCUCAUGGACGCGGGCGCCGUCGCGUCCGUCUCCGCCAUCCUCCUCGCCUCGCCUUCCCACGAAGACGGGGGCACGGCGGACCUGGAGGAGUGGUGCGUGUCGGCGAUGUACGCGAUGAGCCGCGGCAGCCUCCGGUUCCGCGGCCUGGCGCGCGCGGCCGGCGCGGACCGGGCGCUCCGGCGCGUGGUGGCCGAGGAGGGCGGCGGCGUCCGGCGCGAGAUGGCCCGGAAGACGCUCCGCGCCAUGCGGGGCGACCUCGACGACGAGGACGGCGGCGGCGAGUACAACGACCUGACCGGCAGCAGCGCGGAGUGCGGCGACGGCGAGGACUGCGGCGGGAGCAUCGUGUCGGACGGGCUCAUGUCGUUCCGGCGCCGGCAGCGCGAGCUCGGCGUGUCGUCGUGCGGCAACACCGCCGAGUUCUGAAACCUCAGUUCGUUCUCCGGCGAAGACGGCGACCGGUCCCCCGUCCACACGUCCCAUUGCGAUGAUGAAUGUUUUGUAUGUAAAAAAUUGCUUGGUUUAGGUUCACGAGGUUUAGACAUCUGUGCCGUGUGUGAAGGGCGACGAUGAAAAACGUCCAUGGUUUUUGGAACAGUGACCAAUGCGCCCUCUUCAGCUCACCUGUGUGACUGUCAGUGAAGCUCCUUGCUCCGUGCUGUGUGUGUGUCAGUUGGCGUGCUUUGCGUAAUGGCGAAACGGGAUGGGAUGUGUAAAAGCGACCGGGUCGUGUGCGGGACAAGGCGCGGGCGGGGGUGGCGGGGGUUGGGUGUUGCUUGCAAGUCAGAGCAAUGGCUUUGUUCUUCCAUCCGUACUCCCUCGCGUACCUGAUGCGCUGGCAGGCAGGCAAAGCUCGUGUCCUUGACGGGCCAGCCAUUAUAGUAGUUUAGAGCGAGAGACCCACGCAUGUGUCUCCAUCAGUAAAGGAAACCAUCUUUGUGCUC